This is a messenger RNA of Zeugodacus cucurbitae (melon fly), 4598 nucleotides long. RefSeq names its product anoctamin-1 (gene subdued). Lineage: Eukaryota; Metazoa; Arthropoda; Insecta; Diptera; Tephritidae. Gene Ontology annotation, biological process: chloride transmembrane transport. Gene Ontology annotation, cellular component: plasma membrane. Bases 271 to 3789 code for a protein of 1172 amino acids. The transcript has 17 exons. Gene Ontology annotation, molecular function: protein dimerization activity; chloride channel activity. The record is from RefSeq and is a predicted model, not a curated record.
UUUCUGUUUCAGUGCUUCGCAGAAUCUGAAUUUGUUUGGAUGUGAUUUUGUGCAAGAUUCUGUGGUCGGGUUUCGGUUGAAAAAAAGUUUACUAAUUGUGAUACGUUCAAAGUAAUGGUGUAAUUGCAGGAGCUUGAAUUGGUUUUCCAGCAUAUAUCGUAAUUUAAACAAAUCAAAGUUCAUAUUAGAGAAUUCAACGCAAUGGGAAAUCAAAUUUUAUGAUGACCUGGCAUAAAUGACAUAUUUAGUACCAGCUAUUUAUUUGCAAGAAUGCAAACCGACGAGGAGGAUGCAAUUGGCAGAGAUUCAAAUACACCUGCCAAACAUAUACAAACAUUGCAGACAGAUGAAUCGUACGAAUUAUACGCAACCAAGACAACCGCAUCGCUGGAAACUCCACCAACUACGCCAGCUGAAAACAGCGAGGCCAGCUUAAACACCGAUAAUCAUAAUACGAGAGAAAACCGCAAGUUUCGCAACGAUAUCGACAAUGACGAUCAUACGUCAGCAUACUCACAAUCGGAACCCGAUGAAGAUUCAAGCCUGGUUUUUUUCAGCGAAGGCGAUCUACCGGCAGUCGCGUUUGAGCCACCGUACACAGCGCCUCUUGCACCAUUGCUUACACCGAAAGAGUGGCGGAGAAAACAGAGUAUUAAAGAAAAAGAGGGCAGUACGCGUAGGCCAAAAAACAAUAUAAAAAGUAAACGCCGAUCGGCGGUAGUAGCUUCCAAAGAAAGAUUUAAAAGUUACGAUAGUCUCUGUGAGAUGUUUUUACAGAAUGAGCGAUAUGCAAGUGCAUCUGGAGAUGCAGGUAGUGAGCUAGGCAUCGAAACGUAUGAUAAAGAUAAUGUGAAUGGAAGAGGCAAAUGCCAUGGCAAUGGUGAUGAUUUUGUUGUUGGUGAAUGCUUUGAACUUGAUGAUACGCUACUACGGAGCAAUGAAGGACGUGACUAUACAAAAGCUGAUAAAAGAAAACUUCAGCACACAACGAGUUUGACACUCGAUGCAGAGACAUCGCGCCAUCAACGCAACAAAUCAGCCAAAAUUAAUCGCCAUUUCAGACGUAAUAUUAGUUCAAAUAACAAUAGCUCAAAGUAUACAACACCGUUAGCGCCAAUGACUGAUGAUAUUUUAGAAAAUAAUUUUGUAAAUGAAGAAGACUGCUGCCCGCCAAUAAAAUACAAUGAAACACUUUUCUUUGCGGAUGGUGGGCGUUCAAUUGAUUUUGUGCUUGCCUACAAAGUGGAUCCGGAACCAAGCCAAGAGGCGAUUAAUGCACACAAGCGUUUUAAAUACGAAGCCAAUCUCUUGCAACAUGGACUACAAAUGGAAGUGGAUUACAAGGAGCAGCAGCAUAUACAUUUUGUGAAGAUACAUGCGCCAUUGGACGUUUUACGUCGCUAUGCUGAAAUUCUAAAGCUGCGUAUGCCUAUGAAGGAGGAUCUUUGUAGUACCACAGUUUACAGCAAAUACAGUCGUUUGCUACAUGCAGCGCAAUAUCUCUCACGAAAGAUACCCGGUAUGUCUGCCGUGAAUCGCUCAACUCGAAGCGCCUUCUCUAGUCUCAAAAGUGUUGUGCAAUUCUUUCUGCGUCAUAUAUUUGUGGAUGAACGAGUUUUCCCGCGUCGUGCGUACCGCUUCACCGCCAUCUACAGCCGUGAUAAAGAGUAUUUAUUCGAUAUACAUCAUCGUUGUUUCUUCACAAAUUCAGUGCGUUCGCGUAUCGUGCAGUUUAUAUUGGAUCGGCAAUAUUUCGAUAAUCACGAAAAGGAUCCGCGUGCAUUCGGCAUUGAUCGCUUGGUGGAGUCGAAUGUUUAUUGCGCUGCUUAUCCGUUGCAUGAUGGCGAAAUCACAGAAAAAGGUACAAUGCGUGAAGCUCUCUAUACACAUUGGGCGUCAGUCAAGAAAUGGUAUCGCUACCAACCGCUUGAUUAUGUCAAGGAAUAUUUUGGCGUGAAAAUCGGUCUGUACUUCGCUUGGUUGGGCUUCUACACUUACAUGCUCUUGCUUGCCUCACUGAUUGGCAUCAUUUGUUUUGUGUAUUCAUUGAUAACAUUGAAGGAUUAUGUGCCAGUCCAAGACGUUUGCUUCAAUGAGCGCACUCAUAACCUCACUAUGUGUCCCCUUUGUGAUCGUUGCGAUUUUUGGUACCUCAAGGAGACAUGUUUUUAUGCCAAAAUCACCUACCUCUUCGAUAAUCCCAGUACUGUGUUCUUUGCUGUCUUCAUGUCCUUUUGGGCCACACUCUUUUUGGAGUUAUGGAAACGUUAUUCGGCGGAGAUUACGCACCGUUGGGAUUUAACUGGCUUCGAUGUGCACGAGGAGCACCCACGUCCCGAGUAUCUAUCGCGUUUGGGUCAUGUGAAAAACACACGUACGCGCAUUGACUACGUCACGAAUAUACAAGAGCCAGUAGUGCCAUUUUGGCGCAUGAAAUUUCCUGCCACUAUUCUAAGCGUUUCGGUUGUUUUUCUCUUGAUACUUUUGGCUUUCGUUGCGCUUGUUGCGGUGGUAGUGUAUCGCAUGUCCAUGAUGGGCACGUACAAAUGGAAUUCUAGCUCGAUGACUACUUCGAGUGCCAUCAUGUUGACCACAGCUUCGGCAGCGUUCGUCAACUUGUGUCUGCUCUAUUUGCUGAACUAUGUGUACACACAACUCGCAGAGUACCUGACUGAGAAGGAAAUGUGGCGCACACAAACACAAUUCGACGAUUCAUUGACACUGAAGAUUUAUCUACUGCAGUUUGUAAAUUAUUAUGCCUCCAUAUUUUACAUUGCAUUUUUCAAGGGUAAAUUCGUAGGGCAUCCGGGAAAAUACAACAUGAUAUUUGAUUAUCGACAAGAGGAGUGUUCCUCCGGCGGAUGCUUAACAGAGCUCUGUAUACAGCUGGCAAUCAUAAUGAUUGGAAAACAAGCUUUUAACACCAUAUUGGAGGUGAUAAUGCCAAAGGUAUGGCGAAAAAUCAUGGCCAUACAAGUUGGUCUAUCGCGUUUGUUCAGCAGUAAGACUCAAGAUAUAAACAAGGAGAAGGUGGAACGUUAUUUGCGUGAUUUAAAAUUACUCGAUUGGGGUCCACGCAGCUUAUUUCCGGAGUACUUGGAAAUGAUUUUGCAGUAUGGCUUCGUUACGCUGUUCGUGGCCGCUUUUCCUUUGGCGCCUUUUUUUGCGUUACUUAACAAUAUUUUCGAAAUGCGCUUGGAUGCGAAAAAGUUGCUGGCCAACCACAGGCGUCCUGUUUCACAACGUGUGCGUGAUAUUGGUGUUUGGUAUCGCAUAUUGGACAGCAUAGGCAAACUGAGCGUCAUAAGCAAUGGCUUCAUCAUUGCUUUUACAUCCGACUUCAUACCGCGUCUAGUUUAUCGUGCUAGUUCCGAGGGUCAUACGCUUGCUGGCUAUUUGAAUUCUACAUUAUCCGAAUAUAAUAUAACGGAAUCGGAUAAUUUGCGUAGUUUAGCUGGUGAUGGCUCGAAUAUAAAAACAUGCUUUUAUGCUGAUUAUCGAGAACCGCCGACAUCGCCGCAAAAGUAUACCUUAACAAGUAAAUUUUAUGUCAUACUCGCCUGUCGUUUGGCUUUCGUUGUGGUAUUUGAGAAUUUCGUUGCGCUUGUUAUGAUUUUGGUGCGCUGGUGUAUACCCGAUAUGAGCGUUGAGUUGCGCGAUCAGAUACGACGUGAAGUUUAUCUCACUAAUGAAAUAAUUAUUGCCAAGGAAGCGGAGCGUGCGCGUUUAGGAUUAGAUAGACGCAGUUGCUCCGCCUGUGGACAUGAUUACCGUGCGGACACAAUGUGAAGUGCACAAAAACAAAGAAUCUUCCUCGCAGCGGCAUCUCUUUAUAUUUAAGUAAAAAGUCACAAAUAUUACUCCGUGAAAUAAAAUAUAUUUUUUAAAAGAAUAUUGAACUGAAGAAAGAAAGAGAUAAAGUUAUGCCUGUCUUGCGUUUAGUAAAUUUUAACUUUUUCAGAGAAAACUGUAUAUAGUAUUUAGUAACGAAAAAUCUCCAAAACUAAGAAUCGGUGCUUUGAAAGUGCUUCAGAUCUAUGUUAAAUCCUAUGCCUUUACAAUCUCAUAUAAUUACACACAUACAUACGUAUUUAUUUAGACUGCAAUUAUAAUACAUUUUUAUUUGCAUCUAGUUCAUUAUCACGAAGCAAUUUCGGAACAGAUUUAUAUCUGCUCUAAGCUUUAAAUUUUUUUUAUCAGCUUACUCAGGUGCUUAAAAAAUCUCAGUGUGCAUGUAUAAAGUUUAAUUGGUAAAACACUCACUAUUAGCAUUAUUUAAGCAUACAACUAGGUUAAGUAGGCAAGAUAUGUCAUUGUGUUUCCAUACAAUUUAUUUGCUUGUCACUAGAAACAAAAACUAUUUAUCCUUAAAUCUCAAAAUAUUUCUGUCAUGAAAAUAAAAAAGUUUUAAAUAUGUUCCUAUUCUAGCUAAAAUAUACAUUGCUAUAUAUUUCUUAAAGAUCCAACUCAAUACUAACUGUAGUUGAAUUCUUCGAACAAUGAAUGAACAUUUAGUGGUUUUACAAAUAUUUAACUGAGACUGCUUUGAAAUGAAAGUGCUUCAUUGUACUAUAAAAUGUACGAAAAAAGCUGUAAAA